Toxotes jaculatrix (banded archerfish) is the source of this 1356-nucleotide messenger RNA. RefSeq names its product troponin T2c, cardiac (gene tnnt2c). Gene Ontology annotation, biological process: regulation of muscle contraction; cardiac muscle contraction; sarcomere organization. Gene Ontology annotation, molecular function: troponin I binding; tropomyosin binding; troponin C binding. Lineage: Eukaryota; Metazoa; Chordata; Actinopteri; Toxotidae. The transcript has a single exon. The coding region runs from base 55 to 897 and encodes 280 amino acids. Gene Ontology annotation, cellular component: troponin complex. The record is from RefSeq and is a predicted model, not a curated record.
GGUCUUGGUGUUCAUCCCGCUUUCUCUUUCCUGGAUUGCCUUUGAGGUACCAUCAUGUCAGACACUGAGGAAAUUGUGGAGGAGAAUGAGCAGGAGGAGGAAGAGGAAGAGGAGGUGAAUGAGGAAGAAGACAUUGAAGAGGAAGAGGAGCAAAGGGACGAUGAAGCAGAGAAGAUAGAAGAACAUGUAGAGGAGAAUGAGCACGAAGAAGAGUCCAAACCGCGACCUAAGACAACUUAUGUGCCAAAUAUUGCUCCUCCAAAGCUCCCUGAUGGCGAGAAGGUGGAUUUUGAUGAUCUCCACCGCAAGAGAGUAGAAAAGGAUUUCAACGACCUCCAGACGCUGAUCGAGCUGCACUUCUCCAACCGCCAGAAGGAGGAAGAGGAGCUCGUAGCGCUGCGAAACCGCAUUGAGCGCCGCCGCUCUGACAGGGCUGAACAGCAGCGUGUUCGUGCGGAGCAGGAGCGUGAGCGCCAGGCCCGGCUGGCCGAGGAGAGGGCGAGGCGCGAGGAGGAGGCGGCCAAACUGCGCGCUGAGGAGGAAGCCAAGAAGAAGAUGAUAUUCACCAACAAGUCAUUUGGUGGCUACCUGCAGAAGGUGGACCAGAAGAAGGGAAAGAAGCUGACAGCGCGAGAGGAGAAGAAGAAGGCCUUGAUGGACCGCAGGAAGCCGCUCAACAUCGACCACCUGAACCAGGAGAAGCUGGCAGAGAAGGCGCAGGACCUCUGGCAGUGGCUCCACCAGCUGCACGCCGAGAAGUUUGAGCUGGCCGAAAAGCUCAAGAGGCAGAAGUACGACAUCUAUGUGCUCCGAAACCGAGUCAGCGACCACCAGAGGGGCUCCAAAGCAUCCAAGACCUCCCGUGGCACCAAGGGCAAGUCUGGCUCCUGGAAGUGAGGGUCGGAGUCCACGGAAACUGGACUGCCUUGUUGUUUUUCAGACUUUUUGGCUCCUAUAUAUCGUAAAAGCUAUCCCAGGGACUGGGUGUAGAUUGAGAGGGACUGGGUGUAGAUUGAGGGGGACCUUCUUUUUCAGUGAAUGAAAUGGAGCUAUAACAUCUGUGAUUGUUCCAAUGAGAUAAAAUAAUUAACUUCAUUUACCGGUUCAUUUGUUCACAAGCUGUGGUUGAAGAGUUUGUUAGAUUUGAAGGUGCGGUGGUGUUAUUUUACUGCUCCACCACAGUUUGUUUUAUUUUACUCUUACAUUCUAACAGUAUUUUCACCAGUGUAGUCGUUCGUGAUUAGUUCCAUGUGCUCACGUUUUUUCCUUAAGCUGUUCUGAGAUAUGUGAUGAAAGAUUUAAACGUCUUUGAAUAAGAUGCCAAAACUGCAUUUAUUUCCAAUAAAUCAAGACACA